Messenger RNA from Metopolophium dirhodum (rose-grain aphid), 1289 nucleotides. Its product is annotated as cuticle protein 19-like. The record is from RefSeq and is a predicted model, not a curated record. NCBI's taxonomy places the organism in Eukaryota, Metazoa, Arthropoda, Insecta, Hemiptera, Aphididae. Bases 121 to 639 code for a protein of 172 amino acids. Gene Ontology annotation, cellular component: extracellular matrix. The transcript is spliced from 3 exons.
CCCGUCGGCUUUACAGAUCAUACUGAAUCCAACAGUGUUCUAGAACAGUCACAACUAGUUCUCAACGUUGUUUUUUAUUUUUCAUCAGUGCUUUACUACUACUCACCGUUCAAUUCAAAAAUGGCGUUCAUACAGUGCACACUCGCCGCUCUCCUGUUGCAUGUGGCUUGCGGAAGCUAUCUGGCUCACCGCGCUGCCGCUUACCACGGUGUUGCACCCGCUGCAAUCGGUUACCACCACGGUGGCGCACCUGCUGCUUACCACCACCAGGGUUAUGAAGAUGCCCAGUCUUAUGACUACGCUGCGUACCCGGCAUACUCGUCAGCCAGCACCUAUCAAACCGACUACCCUAGCUACUCCUCGAAACCCGUCGACUACUACUCGCCGCCCAAGUACUCUUUCAACUACGGCGUGAAGGACUACCACACCGGUGACGUCAAGGACCAAUGGGAAGAGAGAGACGGUGACGUUGUCAAGGGUGAAUACAGCUUGGUCGAACCAGACGGUACCACACGCAAAGUCACGUACACCGCUGACGACCACAAUGGUUUCAACGCGGUCGUACACAAGUCCGGCACUGCCCAUCACCCAGCCCAGGUCGCCCACGCACCAGUCUACCACCACGCUUACCGCCGUUGAGAUCAAUUAAAACGAAUCGCCCAAACAGUAAACCGUCGGUCACCGCGGUCGUUACCAUACGUUAUAUUAUUAGGCAUUAAUUUUUUUUUUUAGGCAUACGUUUAUAAGCGUAUAACGUUAAUAUAUAAUAUAUUAUAUAGCAUAUAAUAGUAGAGUUUUUACCCAUACCAAAUCAAAAAUAUAAAAAACACAUGUACAUAGGAGUUAUCUAAUACCUAUUAUACGUCUUAUUAUAUUCUUUUUCUUUUUCUUUUUCUUCUGUUUCGUACGGUAUCUCUGUUACGGUAUAAUAUUAGUACGACGAUCGUAGUAUAUUAAACUGCAUAACAUCGCCUCAACUAAUAUCGAUUCUUUUCGUCUCCAAUCGUCAUUUUUCGCUAAAAUAUGCAUAAUUCUAUUAUUAUUUUUACAAAUUUUUUACACGCAUUAAAUCAAGUAAACUAUAUUUAUAUAUUAUACGGCCCUUCGCUUCGUCAAUGAUCUCUUUUCGAUAUAAUUAUUACACGAUAACCGGAUAACCCGACGUACCUAUAUUAUAGGUCGUAUAGCUUAAUAUAUUGUUUCGUAAUUAUAAUAUUUUAAUAUAUCUUUAGAAUGAGGAACUUUUUUUUACUUUGAAAUCAUUUUUCAUUUGUUUUUUUACACGGUGU